UGCCCGACGCCGCACGCACGGUGAGGGCAGGGCGGGCGCGCGGUCACGGGGCCCGGCGGGGCGGAACCGGCGCACGGAGGCGGGGAGGGAGGCCGCGGCGCGCCGCUGCCUGAAGACAGCCCUUCCCCUGAGCCUGGGUUCCUCUGCCCUUGUGCUGCCCAUGAAGCAGGAGGCCCCAACGGACACCAUUUGGAGGAGUCUACUGCAAAUACUGUAUGACAGCAGCUACUCGACAAGAAGUUCUUGGCCUUUACCGCAAGAUAUUCCGAAUAGCCAAAAAAUGGCAGUCGGCAUCGGGGCAGAUGGAAGAAACUAUUAAAGAGAGAGAGUACAUUAAAAAUGAAGCCAAAACAUUAUUUCAAAAGAACAAAAAUGUAACAGAUCCAAAGUUGAUUAAGCAGUGUAUAGAAGAAUGUGAGGCAAGGAUAGAAAUUGGACUUCACUAUAACAUCCCCUACCCAAGACCUAUCCAUCUGCCUCCUAUGGGUCUUGCCCACAAACAAGGCCGUACGUUGCGACACCAGGAAAAGUUAAGGAAGAUUUCUAAGCCAAUAUACCUGAAAUCCCACGAUGAAGUUUCAUAACACAUCAUUUUAAGCUGUGAUGUGCAAUCACAUCAUUUAAGCUGUGGACUGCAAUCCAGGUGAUUUGUGUGCACAACUGUGAAUGAAGCUGUUUUGGUCACUUGCUCACAGAUUUCCUGAGGCCAAAAAGCUAAUUGAGACAUUGCACAUGACGGAUAGGGUUGGUCUAGUAUUUAUUCCAUAUCAACCACUGACUCAUCAAUAAAAGUACCACUUUUCAAGGAGUGAGGUGUGAUACGAAGAUUACUUUGACAGGACAAAUUACAGCAGGUUCUCAGACUCUGCUCAGCUAUAGCAGCGAGGCUCUGUGGUGGUUGGAGGAUUAUGUAGGCUUGUUUUUCAAGGCAGUGCCUGGUGUAAGAGUCUGCAAAGCCUCUGGAGCUUCUGGAUGCAAGUGGGAAUACAGUGACAGCAUCAUGCACCUGCAGCCCUUCCUCUCUUGUCCUGCUCUACUUAUUGUGUCUAGAGAAACAUUCACGUUUCAUGGUAUCUUUAUGGUGAGCUAUUAUUUCCAAACAGACAGUAGCAAAGGCAGCAGAAAUGCCAACACUCCUUUUUCUUCUUUGCAAACUGCAGAGGAGUGGCUUAGAGCCUCUGUGUCAGCUUUUUUCUCCCCUCCCUUUGGAGAGGGUGUGGAUGUGAAAUGCAAAGUUUGGAAUGCCAUUACACAACUCGGAGUAAAAUAUUCCAGUGUUGGGUUCCUCAGGGUCUCAUGUGUGGACUGACUGAAAACUCCCCCUUCAGGGUAUCACUAUGGGAGCAAGCUUAAGAUGCUUUGGGUGUCUUCACUGUGCAUUUUUACACAGUUAGCAUUUCAACACAAUCAGCAUGCUGGCUUUCUCAACAACUGUUUUAGUGUGAGGUCUCAACUCUUUCAUUAUGGGCAGAACCCCAGCUUUAUGAAGAGAGAGUAUCUACAACUAUCUCUCAGGUCUUCAGCUUGAAGACUGUUUCUGUUUUGCAGUGCCUCACCAGUGGAAGUGAAACUAAAUUUCCCUCUCACUUGCCACCAAUUCUUUUGACUCCCUCUCUGGCUUUACCAGGCUGUUUACAAAUUCUCUUCAGGACAGUUAGAGGAGACUUCUGUCCCUCGGGCCAGAAGUACCAAUGAGACCAAGCUGUGGACAAGAGCUGCACUGUACUGGAAGGCCACAUGGGCACAAGCUACAGCUGCUAUAAGGACAGAGGGUAAAUGCAGCAACCUAUUCCAGACAGAAGUUAAUAGUGCCAAAAAUGCAAAUUUGAGACAUGCAGUGUAUAUUAUUUCCUAUUAAAAUGGGCAAAACCAAUGAAACCUCCUUGUCUGGGCUCUCCAACUCAUCCUAAACUCUCCAAACCCUAACAGACAAUGGCAAAGAAACAUUCCUGGCUACCUUGAAAAUAAGUUGAAACUGUCAUGUGCAGAACAGGAUGACUGUCCCUCCCCCAGGAAUGUACUUGUAAGAGUGAGAAAAAUACAUGUGGAUGAGAAAGUACAAGGAAACAAUGAGGAGAGUGAGUCAGCAUGACAUGUACUGGCUAGCCCAUUUUCUCAGUACCCUUUAUGGCUCCAGUCCAAAAAGGUAUCUGUUCCUAUGUAAUUAUUUCCUGGGAAUGCCUCCUGUGGGAAGUAACAUGUAAAAUGCCAUUGUUCUGCCUGGCAGUGGAAGCUUUGCAAAUUUACUGCUGCCAGGAAGACACAAAACAACAUUCCUUUAGCCUAGGAAAAGGGAGAUGGAAUAAAGACAGUAAAAAAUAGUCCAAAUCCUAAGUCCAAAUACAGACUCUUCUAUCCUUGUUCUGAUACACCAGUGCAGAGAUGUGUCAACUGAGCCAAACCAAAAUGCACAGAGACAAGGGGUUUUGAAUGGAAGCUUAGGCUCAUUCUUUCUCAUUAAACUAUCAUUUGAGUCUUUUUUAUUGUCAACAUUUGUUGGCUAAUGAAAGUACUGAUGCUGUGACUCAUCAGGUGAAUAAACAGCUAUGUAAAUGAACAGUCUAAAUUUACCAUCUGUAUUACAGUCACAACUCUUUCCUCAGCACGGACCAUGAGAUGUAGAUUAUUUCAAAAGCACAUCCCUCAAAUUACAGAAGAUUUUAAGAGAAUUGAAGUAACAGUAUGAGUUUAUUUCUGAAGGGAACUAUAAAUAGGCAAUUUUUCGAAGGCUCAAGUAGUCUUAAGUGCCUCAAAUAAGUAUCCACUUGCUUAACUGAAAAGAUACAAAGUUCAACUGCAGUAACAGCAUCACAUUACUUGAUAUGCUUUAAAAUGCUAGAUAGCCCAUUACUUUGUCAAAAUAAGUGUCUGAGAGGUUAUUAACUAGUGCCUAACCCUCAUUACUUUCCAGGACCAGAAGGCAGAGACUGAAAUUUGUUGAAACCUUGAGCUGUCCAACUAAGGAAAUUAUGAGGUCAGCUCUUUUGUCAAGACUAGAGAGCAAAACUCUUCUUUCACAGCCUAAGUGAAACUCUGUAUGAAAAAGAGAAUCUGUCUUAAAUACAGCCCUUUGUUUUUAGAAGUCAAACUGGCAAACUACCAU
Messenger RNA from Colius striatus (speckled mousebird), 3103 nucleotides. It is a transcript of the gene LYRM1, whose product is annotated as LYR motif containing 1. NCBI's taxonomy places the organism in Eukaryota, Metazoa, Chordata, Aves, Coliiformes, Coliidae. The transcript has 5 exons. Gene Ontology annotation, cellular component: mitochondrion. Bases 216 to 584 code for a protein of 122 amino acids. The record is from RefSeq and is a predicted model, not a curated record.